GCCGAUCUUCGAGGAUCCGGGGCACUACCACGGCUUCCUGCAUCGCCUCGAUGUACCCAGCUCCGGCCUCAUCCUGGUGGCGACGAGCUACGAAGCCUACUACGAUCUGCAGGUCCAGCUACACUCUGGCCAAGUACAGCGUGACUACACCGUCCUUCACCAUGGCCGUUUACCUGUUUCUGUGAAUCAG
Molecule: messenger RNA, 190 nt
Organism: Symbiodinium necroappetens
Lineage: Eukaryota; Dinophyceae; Suessiales; Symbiodiniaceae
Source: the annotation of a GenBank genome assembly